AUGCCUUCGGCGCCUGCGCCACCGGCACCUCUUCCAACUCAGACUUUACCGGUUCCUGUGGUAUUACACGCACAGGGGGAUGCCAUUCAACCUCAGGCAUGGACAAGCAAGCUGCAGGUGCUCGCCAAGCGGGAGCAUAGAAUUGAUCACGAGCUAUUCUAUGACGACUCUGAUCAGUUAUCUCUGCCGGGGAUGAGCCCUCAUGCCUCGAUGACACAGUCCAUUUCUGAAACGACGGGCUUGCCGAGCCCCUCGGAUGCAACCGAGCGAACCACACGCCCAGCGCCGCCUGCGGCACCCCGUCCUCCUGAAAUGUCGGAAGCAUUGAACGCACAGCUUCUAGAUACAUCGGCCUCCGUGUCCUUGCCGUUGCCCGCCGCCAACACGUCGGACUUAGCUUCGAGUGUGUCUGGCACGCCGGAACUCUCCACGGAUAAGAGCGAGGACGGCCAAUUUCUAACGCAAGGUGCUUCUGAUGCUGGCACGUUUGAACUGGAUCAUUCGUCGGUAUCGAUCACCGAGUCCCCAUCGACUUCGCGUGCGCGGAGCUCGUCGCCCGUUGCGGCGCACACAAAAAGCCUACCCCCACCUGAUUCUCUGGCAUCGGCUACCGCCAACGACCGCAGUGCGCGCCUGCCAACGUCGCCCCCUCGCCGCUCCCCCCCUUCAUCCCGUAUGCCGGCCACUACGCCUCUGCAUCCGCCAGCGCCAGGUCGCAUGUCAUUCGCUGCAGCUCCCGUGCGGGCACCCUCUUCGUCCAUGUCGGACUCUAGGCGCUCGAAAUCGUCUGAGAGAAUUGACACGCCCUCCUUGGACCUGUCGGGUGUGUCAACACAGGCCGAUAACAACCACGGCCCAACCAUGCCUCCGUCGUCGCUGAACGCAUCACGCGCCUCCAUGAAAGAGGCGGAAAUUUCUACGAACCCGCUUCUUGCGCCGCCCGAGUCGGACGCGUCUGCGUCCGGUACGCAUGCGCACGUUGAUCCCCAUCGGCUCGUUCUAUACCAGCACAAGGUGAACGUGCGACUGACGCAGGAGAAUGAAAUGCUAAAGGCGCAAUGUGAGGCGCUUAUGCAGGUCAUUGAGCGGCACAAUAUGCCUCUCGACGAUCGAGAUGCCUCGUCCUCUGCGGCAUCAAGAGGUCUCGAGAAGUCCGCAGAGAUACAGGCGCUCCAAAGCCGCAUUGUCAGCCUGGAAACGUUAGUCUCAGAACAGCGUGCCCAGCUAGAGCAAACCCCGGAGGCAUCCACCACGGAGCCCAUCGAACCCAGCGUGCUGAGCCGUACCACUGAUACCCUGCAGACCCAGCACGAGCAGCUCCUAUCCCGUGUGAAGAAAGCCGUCGCUCGGGGCGACGAGGCGACCUUGGCUGGCCUCGUGGAGCCACUGCGGGCGGCGCUGAACCAGGCGCACGGCGUAAUCAACUCGAUGCGUGACUUGGCUACGAACCACCCUGUAUCGCCGCCGUCGCGAUGCCGUGAAUCGGUGUCCAGCGAGAGGUCAUGGCGUCACUCGACACCGAGUCACGGUCAGGCCAUCGAUGCUUUGCGGCAGUCAGUGGCCUCGCUGUCGAUGGAUGGCGGCUCGCGUAUCGCCACUGAUAUGGAGGCGCUGCAGCAGACGGUGCGCACCCUCACGGCCGAGCUGCACUCGGCGCGCACGCAACUCGACACGGCGCUGAGCAAGACGACUGACGCGAAUGCGAGCAAGUUGCGUAUUGAAGCGCGACUCGCGGCCACGGCCGAGGAGCUCGCCCAGGCACGCAGUCAUCUGGCUGACCGCUCCGCCCAGCUGCAUGGACUACGUGAGCAGCGCGGCGACACUACUGCGACGCGCGCCGAGCUUCAGCGCCUGGAGCGCGAGUUGGUCCAUGCGCGCGAACAGGUGACGGCCGCAGAGGCGCAGCACGAGCAGACGCAACAGCAGCAGGUGCUAUUGGAGGAGCAGCUACGCCUUGCGGACGAGCGGGCGCAUCGCGCCCUUCGGGACGCAGACGCAGCGCGGCGCGCGCAGUCGGAGUGUGAGGCGCACAUUGACGAGCAGUUAUCGCAACUUGCAUCGCUGCGGCAUGUGCUGGCCGACCAGGAGACGGAGCUCGGCCAGCUGCGCGGCGAUAAGGACCACCUCUGGAUGGAGCGGCGCCAGAUCAUGGAGCAGCUCGGUGUGUUUGAGCAGCACCUGCGGGACGUGCGCAGUGAAACUGACCAGUAUGGCUCGGAUCUGCGCAAACUGCAGCAGGAAAAGCAGGCGAUGCUCGCUGAGGCGGCACAGUGGCGCGAGAGGGAGAGCCAGACUGGCGACCGCAUCCGCGAGCAGGUUGCGCUCGCCCUACGCGAUCUGGCGCCGCGCCUCCGCGCGCUGGAGGACGAGGCAUUUCGCAGCGAGGAACACCGCCGCGCUCUGGCGUUCCAGAAGUUGUACCUCGCGCGUACCUUGCGCCACCAAGAGUGGCUAUUUGAGCGCUUGCGUACCGAGCUGGCGGCACUCGCACCGGUACUGCGCCCGUAUGGCGGGGGCCCGGAGGCGCCGCGCCGUGUGCGCCGCUGGCGCGUCGUGCUCCGGGCCGUACAGUUUGCGGUGCGUGUGCAGAUAGUCCAUCCCCUGUAUGUAAAGUAG
Malassezia sympodialis ATCC 42132 is the source of this 2616-nucleotide messenger RNA. RefSeq lists its product as uncharacterized. The coding region runs from base 1 to 2616 and encodes 871 amino acids. The transcript is spliced from 3 exons. Lineage: Eukaryota; Fungi; Basidiomycota; Malasseziomycetes; Malasseziales; Malasseziaceae. The record is from RefSeq and is a predicted model, not a curated record.